Molecule: messenger RNA, 4879 nt
Organism: Mercenaria mercenaria
Lineage: Eukaryota; Metazoa; Mollusca; Bivalvia; Venerida; Veneridae
Product: titin-like
Exons: 11
Coding region: 126-3473 (1115 amino acids)
Biological process (GO): nuclear-transcribed mRNA poly(A) tail shortening
Cellular component (GO): cytoplasm; CCR4-NOT complex; nucleus
Molecular function (GO): poly(A)-specific ribonuclease activity
Source: RefSeq, a predicted model, not a curated record
GAACGCACCGGAAGUAGUUUUUCUGCGCAUGAUGGCGGCUUAGACAGAAAAUCGUGUUGGGUGAAUGUUAAAAUUGAAGAUUUCUUCAAGAUUUCAAGACAUUUCAAAUAGCAGAAACUUGAACAAUGCCUGCAAAGCGGAAGGCAUCUGCUGAGAAAAAGGGGGCAGCUAAGGAACCAGAAGUUGGGACCCGACGAUCAACUCGGGGUGCUUCAGCUACCUCAGACAAUAAAUCAGCUGCUGGAACCAAGAGGAAGGCAAGUCCAAGCCCUACACCAGCUCCAAAGAAAGCAGCAUCUGCAAAGAAAGGAAGGACAAAAAGCCCAAGUCCGGCACCAGAAAUUAGGCCAUCAAGAAGUAGGUCGGUUAGUACCAAGAAACCAGAACCAAAGCAGGAAGUAAAACCAGCAGCAAAACCACCAAGUAGAAGUGCCAGUAACCAAAAAGGAAGAGUAACUAGAAAUGUUGUGCAGGAAGUAGAGAAGAGACCAGCAGAAACAAAAUCAAGAAGUUCGUCAAGAGGAGCAAAAGCACCUGCAACACCCAAGAACUCUGCAACUCCAAAAAGUAAAGCUGUGACACCAAGUCCAAAAGUUGCAACUCCAAAGAAAAAAGCUGAAACUCCUAAAGAAAAGGCUACACCACGUGGACGUUCUGCCACCCCAAAACAAGCUAAAGCAACUCCCAAGCAAGCUACAGUCACCCCUAAACAGAAGUCGACACCUAAGCAAAGGACCACUCCCAAACAACGGCAGCAAACCCCUAAAAAAAAGUCAGAACCAGCAUCAAAGAAAGAAACACCAAAAUCUACUUCAAAGAAGAAAAACAAGCCAGAGUCUCCCCCUAAAACCUCAAGGUCUAGGCGGUCAAAAAAUGAAGAACCAGCUGAGAAAGAGGAAGAGGAUGUUGAAGAUAAACAUGCUACAGUUGAAGAUUCAGAUCAAGCUGAAAUGGAAGUUGAAGAUAAACCAUUAAAAGAGGAAAAGCCAGUUGAAGAUGCAAAAGGAGUUGUUGAAGAAAGCACAACUUCUGAAGAAACAACAGUUGUAGCAUCAAAUGAACCUACUCUUAACACAGAUCAAACUGAGGAAGAGAAAGGAACUGUUGAAAAUAAGGAAGAGAAAAAAGAAGAGACAGAGACUGAGAAAGGAGCUGAAAAAGAGAGGACAGGAGAUACUAUUGAGCAAGAAGAUAGAAAUAAAGAAGACGACCAGGUCCAAGAGAAGGAACAACUGGAAAUUGAAGAAGAAACUGAAGAAAAUGCUGAAGCAAAAGAAGAAGAAAGUCCAGAUGUGGUAGAAGAAGAAAUGGAGACAGAUGCUAAGGAUGAAACGAAACAGUCUGCUGUAGAGGCAAAUGAAAUUGAAGAAAGUGAGGAUGUAACAGCUGAUGAACAGAUUGAUGACUCACAUGCAGUAAAAGAGUCUGCAGAUGAUGUUAAUUUAGUGACGGUUGAAAAUGAAAAUAAAGUAGAGGAGAGUGUUGAAAAACAGUCAACUGAGGUAUCUGCCACUAUGCAGCCAAGUAAGGAAAAUUCAGUAGAGACAAAUGAAGACAUUGCUGAACAAACCUCAGUUGAUUUAGUUGAAAGUGAUUCUAGUGAAGGGGUUAAGGCAAAUGAAGGCAUUGCUAAAGAAACCACUGCAGAUUUAGUUGAAAAUGAUUCUAGUGAAGGAGUUGAGGCAAAUGAAGGUGUUGUUGAAGAGACCUCUGUCGAUUUAGUUGAAAAUGAUUCUGAUGAAGGAGCUGAAGCAAAAGAAGGAGUUACUGAGGAAACCUCUGUUGAUUUAGUUGAAGAUGUUUCUAAUGAAGGAGUUGAGGCAAAUAAAGGUGUUGUUGAAGAAAACCCUGUUGAUUUGGUUGAAAGUGAUUCUAAUGAAGGAAUUGAAAUUAUUAGUGAACCAUCUGAAGAAUUGUCUCAAAAAGUAACUGAAUUAAAUGAGGAUUCUGGGGAAGCUAUAAUCACACAAGAAGAACCAGCUGUUGUUAAUGAUUUGACAAAUGCUGAUGUUGGGAAUGGAAGUGGUGAUCAAGAAUUACCGAAAAAAGUUGCACUAGUUGAGGAAAUUUCUGAUGAUGAUAUUGAAGAAAUAGACACAAAACAGAAUAAUUUACAAGGUAAUGGAGCAGCUAGUGAUGAAAUUGAAGUAAUUGAAUUUGUUGACCAAGAAGAUAAAUAUGUUGAAAACUGUCCAACUAAAAGAAAAAUUGAUGAGGUUGAAAACCAAGAGGAGGAUAACACUUCACCUCUAAAAAAAGCAAAAGUAUCAACAGAGGAAGAAAUUCAGGAAAAUGGUUCUGGUUUACAGGAAGAUGUGGCAAAAGAGUAUGUUGUAAUUGAAAUGGGUGACGUCCCAGCACCUGAUAGUACAGAAGUUCAGACCAGUCUUCCUAAUCCUAUAUUUAACCGUUCAUUCAUCCCAAAUCCAACAUUUAGUGGUUCAUCGGACAAUUCAAAGCAGUUUUCUAUUGUCAGUUAUAAUAUAUUAGCGGACUGCCAUUUGUUUAGGAAUGACUAUAGUUUUACUGAAACAAAGUAUUUACAGCCUGAGUACAGAUUAAAGAAUGUGAUAGAGGAACUCAGACAUCUUGAUGCAGAUGUGGUGUGUCUACAGGAAGUGGAUCCCAAGUUCUUUGUUGAUCAGUUGUUGCCUGCUAUGAGAAGCCAUGGGUAUGAGGGAGUACACAAGCAACGAGAAGGGGAAUACUUUAAUGAAGGGGAGGCAACUUUCUUCAAGAUUGACAGAUUUACUGUUGUGGAGACCGAAGCAUCAACUUUUUCACAGUUACUGGAAAAGGAAUUGGAUGGAAUAGACCCAGACAUACAAGAAGCUGUGAGAAAGUAUACAAAUUUACCUGAUGUUGUAAUUGUAACCAAACUGCAGUGUAAAAAUACUGGUCGUGAGGUGACAAUUGGCAAUGUUCAUAUACACUGGGGAGAAAUGAAAAUGCCAGACGCACAGUGUGUACAGAUAACUAGUGCUGUCAAAGAAGUUGAUAGGAUUGCUAGUGCUGUCAAGGAGAUAGUAUCCAAGGCAAGUGGUGACAACUUUCCUCACAUAAUCUGCGGGGACUUUAACUCACCGCCAAUGAGUGCUGGCUACCUGGUAGCAAGAGAUGGUUAUCCAAGUGGAGACGAAACUAUAAAUAACAUGAUGAAGAUUGAAGGACUGGAAAUGCCAGAGGGAAAGAAAGCAUCGUUGGUGAACUCUUUAUGGCCAGCCUUCCAGCAUACAUCAUCCUCAUUGAGAAGUGCAUAUAGUGAAGCCCAGGGUUAUGAGCCAGAGAUCUCGUCAUAUAAUUGUGUGAUGUGUGACACGGUUGAUUACAUCUUCUACAGCUCCAUGUCUCUGGAGAAUGUGGGUGUGCUCCAGACUGCCAGCAAGGAGAGAGUCAUGGAGACGGGCGGUAUACCAAACCAGAAUUUCCCAUCAGAUCAUGUAUCCAUCAAGGCUGUCCUCGCAUUCAAAUAAUUGAACAAGUUUGAAACAUCAGAAGACUUCAGGAAAAAGCAACAUAGUAAAAGGAUCUCAGUCAGAAUAAACUAAGUGUUGUAUUACAUGGUAUUAACAGGCAUGCGUUUACCACUUUUCUUCACAUGUUUUUACAAGUGAAAAGCAGCAGGGUUUAGGUGUAGAAAAAUAUUCUUUGUGACAUAGUGGUAUUUUUCUAGCCAUUAAAAUGAACAUUUGCUUUCCAUAUUCUGUUAAUGUUGCAUUGUUCAUAAUCAUUUCUUUUGUCAGUUCAUAUGUUUUGAAAAUAUUUUGCCAGCAUUUAAAAUGAAAGAUUCUUUGUGUGGAAUCCAUUUGGAAACUAUUUUCACAUUGUGAAUACUGAAAGAUGUUAAUAGAUGUUAAUUAAUGUGUACAUGUACUUAAAAUGGUCCACAUGUUAUUGUAAAAACUAAUAAUCUAUAUAAACAGAAGUUUCCUUCUAUAUUAUUGACAUACAGAUUUAGUAGAUUGGAGUGGGUGGGGGUCUCCGUGACUGAGUGGUUAAGGUCGCUGAUUUCAAAACGCCCCUCAUCGAUGUGGGUCGAGCCACACUUUGGGCAUAUAAUUCUUCGUGUGUGGAAGCAAUCCGGCUGACUUUCAGAAGUUGGGUGGUUUUACCUAGAAGCCUGCCCAUGAUGAAUAAUGCCUGGACGGGCGCCUAAGAUCUUAUUCACUAAAAGCUGGAAAGUCGCCGUAUGACCUAUAAUUGUGCCGGUGUGAUGUAAGUCCAACAAAAACAAAAAUUGGGUAAAAUUCCUUAAACACAUGCCAUAGUUUUAGCAAUAGAAUAAUGUUGAAUCGAUUAAAAAAAUCUGCUUUCGAUUUGUAAAAAAUUCAGCAGAUAGUGCUAUAUUCAUAUUGAAACACAGAGAGCAACCUCUUUGUGAAAGUCUUGCAGCUAUACCUUAUGUAAUGAAAUAAUAUACAUGUAUAUAGUUAAAUUAAAUUCCAUUUCAUCUUGUACCUAAGAUUCCUUCUUUGCCAUAUUUAGUCCUAGGUUUUUGUUUUGCUUUCACUGAAAUAUUUCUUGUGAGUAAAUGUUGUAUGUUGGUAUAUUUUAACUCUGCAAAAUUAGUUUAUUAGUUUCUUGUUCUCAAUUUUUAACACACUGAGCCCAUACAACAUAAGGAAAUGCUUGCUGUCAUCCCAUACAUGUAUAUGCUGACAGUAUGCCUGGUGGAAUAAAUUGUAAAUAAGUAAAAUUGUAGUACAUCAAAUAUAUGUACACUUCCUAGUUAAAAAUUGACAUUGUAGGAAUAGAAAGGGCAAUAGUUCAUGUUUUAAUUGUUAAAUGAGCUGUUCCAUGAGAAAACCAACAUAGUGCGUUUGUGACCAGCAUGGAUCCAGACCAGCCUGCGCAUCUGCGCAGUCUGUUCAGGAUCCAU